This is a messenger RNA of Drosophila grimshawi, 969 nucleotides long. Its product is annotated as methyltransferase-like protein 23. The transcript is spliced from 2 exons. Gene Ontology annotation, cellular component: nucleus; cytoplasm. Bases 158 to 925 code for a protein of 255 amino acids. The record is from RefSeq and is a predicted model, not a curated record. Lineage: Eukaryota; Metazoa; Arthropoda; Insecta; Diptera; Drosophilidae.
AACUGUGACUUUGGAUCUAAAUUGGCUGACACUGCGACUAAGUCACGCGCUCAUCUCUAAAUUGCUGGCAAACAGGUUGUAAACAAAAGUGGCAAUAGCUGGAAAUUUGGAAAUUUAUAAAUAAAAGCCAUCAUUUUCUGCGCAUGUCUGUGUGAAAAUGCGUUUUCACAUGAACGGCAGCAGCGAUGAUAAUGAAAUUGUGGCUGCCACAGCUAGCGCCGAUCACAUACGCAAGUUUGUAUUCAGCUGCAACGUUGGAGGCGGCGCUGAAGCAGCCAUAGAACGCUUGGAAAUUAAGAUACCCGAAAUACUGCAGGGCGCCUACUCGUUCUACACGUGGCCAAGUGCACCAAUUCUUGCGCAUUUUUUGUGGGAACGCCGUCAAACUUUGGUCUGCAAACGGAUUCUGGAGCUGGGCGCUGGAACGGCGCUGCCCGGCAUACUGGCCGCCAAGUGCGGCGCUCAGGUGGUGCUCACCGACAAUUGCAUACUGCCCAAAUCUUUGGCACACAUACGCAAAUCCUGCCUGGCCAAUCAACUGCAACCGGGCAUUGACAUCGACGUCGUCGGCCUCAGCUGGGGUCUUCUACUGAACAGCGUGUUUCGAUUGCCUUCAUUGGACUUGAUCAUAGCAGCCGAUUGCUUCUACGAUCCCUGCGUCUUCGAGGAUAUCAUUGUGACUGUGGCGUUUCUAUUGGAGCGCAAUCGUGGCGCCAAAUUCAUAUUCACAUAUCAGGAGCGCAGUGCGGAUUGGUCAAUUGAGGCGCUGCUCAAAAAGUGGAAGCUGCAUGCGUCCAGCAUAAAUAUGGAUGAGAUUGGCAAGGAGUCCGGAGUGGAUUUGCUUGAGUUUAUGGGCGGGCAUACGAUACACUUGCUGGAGAUUACGCUCAUCGAGCACCAGCGAGUCGAAGAUUUAGUAGAGUAAUAAUAAAAAUAUGGAAAAUAAUCAAGCAACGAAUUAUUAUGUAA